AAUAUACAUUUUUUUCCCUACGGUGUAUGAAACACGUCAAAAGACGAUUGACGAUUCAGUCUGCAGUUUGUUUGCUCGGAAUGUGUCAAGUUGUUAACAUUUGCUCAAGGAAAUCGACCAUUCAAAAGCGAUGGAUGAAUACGAGGAAAUAAGCAAACGUUAGCCUUCCUUAGCUGGUGAUUUUUUUUGUGGCUAGCUACAUAAGCUGUCAUGAGCAAGAGAAACAUUUCAAUAUUAUUUGCAGCAAUUUGUUAAAUUAAAUGAGUUCAUGUGAGCUGCUGAUGUGAUUACUAACUAACUAAAUCCAUCUGGUGUGAAUUCCCACCGCGCCUAUCGUUAGUUACUCUAGUUAACGUUAACUAGUUUGUCAUCUAAUCAUCCCCAAGACAAGGAAAAGACAAAAGUCAUACAUUUUUUUCUCCUUCGUGACAAGAGAUGUUAGCUAUUGAAAUCUAAAAGGGGGGAUGGGGAGGCUGUCAUCUUCGCAAUGCAGCACUAGGCAAAGAUCAACAACAAAAAAAAACGAUCUGUCGUGGGCACUUGGAAUAGGAAAGAGAGCUGCGCAUCUUGGGCACACAGUUGGUGAUGGUUACACACAAGUCGUGACUGGCUCGAUAGAUUAUUAUUUUUUGGUUUGUUAUUGUUUUGUUUGGUCUUUCCUUCUCGGCCUAGUCGUUGGUAACCUCCAGGUAUCUUGCGGACUGCAGCCUUGGCAAUUAUAAUCUACCUUGCUAUUAAAUAGGCCUACACUGUAUGUCGCAAUGUGUCACUCAUUAUUACAAUAUUUUGGAAGUCAUUGGUAAAUAAUAUGUUGUACUACCGAAUACGUAGCUAAUGGUUGUUUUUUGUCGGUAUUAAACUUUGUGAGUCAACCUACCGAUGGCCAGUUAGCUCAUGUUUAUCAAUAGGGCUGGGUAGGGAUUGUGAUCCCUAUCCAAGGCCUGUGAUCCCUAUCCAAGACAGCAGCAUCGCUGUGUGAUGUCUGAUAGCAGCGUUGUAUGCCCCUGCGGCACCAGGAUAUUGCAGAUGCACACACUGGCAAUGUUUUUUUUUUUUUUUACAGCAAGGUGUGGUGGUGAUGAUGCUGACGAUAAAUGACAGUUACAAAAACAAAAAAGAGUGGGAAAGAAGAGGAACUAAUAACUUUUUGACUUUAAAACACACACACUGAACGACAUCCGGGCACAGGUGUGACAUCAUUGGCAGCCUCAUCUUGGAUCUAGCAUGGCCUUCAGCAAAGGAUAUCGCAUCUACCACAAGUUGGACCCGCCCCCGUACAGCGUCAUCGUGGAAACCAGGAACAGAGAUGAAUGCCUCAUGUUCGAGUCGGGCGCCGUCGCCGUGCUAUCGGCUGCAGAGAAGGAGGCCAUUAAGAACACCUACACCAAGAUGAUGGACGCCUAUGGGAUUCUGGGAGUUCUACGCCUCAACCUGGGUGAUUCCAUGCUCCACAGCUUGGUAGUAGCAGCAGGCUGUAGCUCCGUAGGGAAGGUGCAAGACUCUGAGGUGUUCCGGGUCACGUCUACAGAGUUUGUUUCUCUGAAGAACGACCCGAGUGACGAGGACCGCAUCGCUGACGUCAGGAAAGUCCUGAACUCUGGGAAUUUUUAUUUCGCUUGGUCCUCUAGCGGCAUCAGCAUGGACCUCAGCCUCAACGCUCACCGCCGGAUCAAAGAGGACACCACAGACAACCGCUUCUUCUGGAACCAGUCCCUUCACCUUCACCUAAAGCACUACGGUGUGAACUGUGAUGACUGGUUGUUGAGGUUGAUGUGCGGCGGCGUAGAGAUCAGGACGAUCUACGCAGGUCACAAACAGGCCAAGGCCUGCGUCAUCUCCCGCCUCAGCUCAGAGAGGGCCGGGACGCGCUUCAACGUCCGAGGGGCCAACGAUGACGGACAGGUGGCCAACUUCGUAGAGACUGAACAGGUGAUCUUCCUGGAUGACCAGGUGUCUUCCUUCAUCCAGAUCCGUGGUUCCAUUCCUCUGUUCUGGGAGCAACCAGGAAUACAGGUGGGCUCUCAUCGCGUCAAGCUCUCCAGAGGGUACGAGGCCAACGCACCGGCUUUUGAGAGGCACUUCAGUGCUCUGAGGAGGCUGUAUGGGAAACAGGUGAUCAUCAACCUGCUAGGCAUGAAGGAGGGAGAACACAUGCUCAGCAAAGCAUUCCAGAGUCACCUGAAGGCGUCCGAACACGCCGGAGCUGUGAAGAUGAUUAACUUCGACUACCAUCAGAUGGUGAAGGGCGGCAAAGCUGACAAACUCCACAGUGUCCUCAAACCUCAGCUCAACAAGUUCCUGGAUGCAUGUAGCUUCUUCUGCUACUCUGGAGAGAAGGGGGUUACCAAGUCUCAGAGUGGUACCCUCAGGACCAACUGUCUAGACUGUCUAGACAGAACCAACAGUGUCCAGGCCUACUUCGCUUUGGAGAUGUUACCUAAACAGCUAGAGGACAUGGGUCUGACAGAGAAGCCCCAGCUGGUAGCCAGGUUUCAGGAAGUGUUCAGGUCCAUGUGGACGGUUAACGGAGACUCUGUCAGCAAGAUCUACGCUGGGACUGGAGCCCUGGAUGGAAAGGCUAAGGGGGGUAAGUUGAAGGACGGUGCUCGCUCUGUGACCAGAACCAUCCAGAAUAACUUCUUUGACAGUUCAAAGCAGGAGGCCAUUGACAUCCUCCGACUGGGCUCAACACUGAACAGUGACCUGGCAGACAAGGCCCGGGCCCUACUCACCACGUCCAGUCUUUACGUCACUGAGCCUAUCUUACAAUCAGCCUCUCCCAGAGUUCUACUGGGAAUGUGUCAGAACCACCAGAAAUACACCCGUCCCAAACAGAUCAGGGUGUCAGUGGGUACGUGGAACGUCAACGGGGGAAAACAGUUCCGCAGCAUCGCCUUCCGCAACCAGACCCUCAACGAUUGGCUGCUGGACGCUCCGAUGAAGGCCGGGCUCCCAGACUUCCAGGACAGUAGAGCCAACCCACCAGAUAUCUUUGCCAUCGGCUUUGAGGAGAUGGUGGAGUUGAAUGCUGGCAACAUCGUCAGUGCCAGUACGACCAAUCAGAAGCUGUGGGCUGCAGAGCUGCAGAAGAACAUAUCCCGCGAUCAUAAAUACGUCCUGCUGGCAUCAGAGCAGCUAGUGGGAGUCUGCCUGUUUGUCUUCAUUCGCCCUCACCACGCCCCCUACAUCAGGGACGUUGCCGUGGAUACCGUGAAGACGGGGAUGGGCGGAGCCACAGGUAACAAAGGGGGAGUGGCCAUCCGCAUGCUGUUCCAUACGACCAGUAUCUGUUUCGUCUGCUCCCACUUCGCUGCCGGCCAAUCACAGGUCAAGGAGAGGAACGACGACUACAACGAGAUCACACGCAAACUCACCUUCCCCAUGGGUAGACUGCUCUACUCCCACGACUACAUCUUCUGGUGCGGGGACUUUAACUACCGCAUCAGUCAGCCCAACGAGGAAGUGAAGGAGUUAAUCAGACAACAGAACUGGGAAGCCCUGACCGCCGGGGACCAGCUGGUGGACCAGAAGAACCAGGGACUGGUGUUCCGUGGGUUCAUCGAGGGCAAUUUGGACUUUGCUCCCACCUAUAAGUACGACCUGUUCUCUGACGACUAUGACACCAGUGAGAAGUGUCGUACCCCCGCCUGGACCGACCGCUGCCUAUGGAAGAGGAGGAAGUGGAACUUCGACAAGACUGCGGAGGAGAUGAACAUGGUCGGCCCAGUGGGAGAAGCAGAGGAACAGCAGCAGUACCCCUGGAGCCCUGGGGAGCUGAAAUACUACGGGAGGGCUGAGCUCAAGACCUCUGAUCACAGGCCCGUGAUGGCAGUGAUGGAUAUAGAUGUUCUGGAGGUGGAUCCAGAUGCCCGUCACCAGGUGUAUAAGGAGGUGAUCGCCCUGCAGGGUCCUCCCGACGGAACCAUCCUGGUCUCCCUCUGUUCCUCCGGACCUGACGACUACUUUGACGACGCGCUCAUCGACGAGCUGCUGGACAAGUUCGCUGUGUUUGGAGAGGUCAUCCUCAUCAGGUUUGUGGAGGAGAAGAUGUGGGUGACGUUUCUAGAGGGUUAUUCUGCUCUGGCUGCCCUGUCUCUGAGCGCCUCCACGGUUCUGGGUAAGGUGAUAGACAUCCGUCUGAAGAGUUCAGGUUGGAUUAAGAGUCUGGAGGAGGAGAUGAGUGUAGAGAGGAUCUGUGGAUCUGUCCCUACUUCCGCCAGCUCCUCUCUGCUGGCCGAGGACGCUGAUAUGGGAGAGGAUGACUACGAUAUGGAGGGCGAUGUGGAUGAGGAGGUGGAGGAUAUUCUCCCCCAACACCUUCAGCCUGGCGCAGGCCCCGGGCCCCUCUCCUCCCCCUCCCCCUCCCCACGGGGCAGCCCCUCUCACUCCCCCACCCACGGAGAACCAGCUGCCCCCAGCAGACCCAGUCGAUCUGCCCCACGCUCUGCUGGACCACCGCAAGGGACUCCAGUGGACUUCCAGCCUGGUGCUCCUCAGGCCCUGGAGCCUAAACGCCCCCCUCCUCCUCGCCCCAACGCCCCGCCAGCCCGACCUGCUCCUCCUCAACGCCCUCCUCCUCCAUCAGGAGGCCUAAGCCCCAUGCCCGGGAGAAGAGACAUGGGAGGACAAAAAAGCCCUGCGCUCGCUAGACCUGCCUCAGGUCGUGUCCAAUCAGGUCCUGGAGGCCUGCCCCGACCGAACAUGCCUCAGAGGGCUGGGGUGAUCAGUGUGACCCCCCAGGCGCGCCCUGCCCACCCAGGUGCUCCCAGACCCACCCCAGAGGCACCGGGGGCUCCACGGCCCACCCCAGACACUCACCCUGGAGCUCCCAGACCUGGCCCUGACGCCCAGCCUAAACCCACCGACCUGCCCCUGGGCCCCCCUCCUUCCGGACCCCCUCCAGUGAGACAUGUCCCCUCCCCGAUGCAGCCAACAAUGCAGCCCCAGUCUGCCUCUCCAGCCCAGCCACCCAUGCAGGCUCCCAUGCAGGCCCAGUCUGCCCCUCCAGCCCAGCCACCCAUGCAGCCAACCAUGCAGGCUCCCAUGCAGGCCCAGUCUGCCCCUCCAGCCCAGCCACCCAUGCAGGCUCCCAUGCAACCAACCAUGCAACCAACCAUGCAACCAACCAUGGCUGCCCCAAUGCAGCCAACCAUGCAGGCUCCCAUGCAGCCCCAGUCUGCCCCUCCAGCCCAGCCACCCAUGCAGGCUCCCAUGCAGCCCCAAAUGGCUGCCCCAAUGCUGCCCACACAGGCCGGAGCAGGGCUAGGGGCUACCGGGGCUGUGGCCCCCCAGGGGCUGUCCUCCCCCAAGCCCCCUCCCCGCUCCCGUUCCUCUCAUGUCCUGCCCCCUGAGACCACCACUACAGAGAAUGCCCCUGCAACCCAGAUCAAUGGGGUGAAUGGAAUCCAAAGAGAAGCACAAUGGAAGCCCGAACCCUUUGACACACUCACCUCUGACCUCUCCGCCUCUUGGCUCAACACCCAAUCACUGACCAGGACCUCCUCCUUACGCUCAGCUCCUACCCUCCCUACUUCCUCUAUCACCCUCCCUUCAUCCCUCCACUCCACCCCUCUGUCCACCCUGCAGGGCUUCGACGACGACUCUUCCUCCACCCUCCCCCCUUCCCUCACCCGGUCUCUCCUCCCCCCUCCCCCGGUCCCAUCUCGAAGUAGGUCCCAGGAGGCCCUGCAGCGGGGCUCUCCCAACCCCUUUCUGAGUGAUCCGGUCCCAGCCCGUCCCAACAGCACCAACCCCUUCACUGGUCCUCUGGUGCAGCAGGGUCAGAGGCGCUCCCUGACACCUGACUUCCUUGCCCAGCAGAAGGCCUCAAGGCCUGGUCUCGACAGGACCAUGUCUGCCUUCACCCAGCCCCUCGCCCCUACCCCAGCCCCGUUCCCAGCUUUUGCCCCCAACAUGACGCCAGGGGCACCUGCACCCCCUCCAUCGCUCCACCGGACGAUGUCCCUGCUUGGCCCAUCGAUGACCCCCCUCAUCCCUGCUCCAGCGCUCCCUCUCCUGACUGCUCCCUCUCUCCCUGCCCCUAUGCUCCCCCUGGCUCUUCCUCUCUCUCGCCCUCUUCUUCCAGCCCCUGCCCUCCCCCUGUCUCCUCCCUCCUCCACCCCUGACCUCCCCCUGUCUCCUCCCUCCUCCACCCCUACCCCCCUGUCGUCCCGCCCCCAGCCCCCUCCUCCCCCUCGGGCCCAGCUGUGGGUGACCUUCGAUGAUGAUUCAGUCCUCCCCGUCCCAGCCAAGGCUCCACCAGCAGCCCCAACUGCUUCCACCUCCCCCCCAUCUCUCACCCAGACUCAGUUCUCCUGCUCUGGUUUCGACUCUGACCCACACUGGGCCACUGGCUCCACCACCUUGACCUCCACAUUCCUCUCCCGGCCCCCUCCGAUCCCAGCCAGGGUGGUCCCAGGCAGCAGCCAGCCCCCGCUCCCAGCCCGAGCCACAAACAACCUCCCUUUCCCCAAGGACUUCACUGAGAGAUAGGAGUGACCCGGCGAUCCACCACAGAGGAAACGUGUCCUAUGUAGGACAGGGACGACCUAUCUAGAGGAGUGUAGAUCUAUGGUCCACUACAGAGGAAACAGGUCGUCCCUGGCCUAAA
Molecule: messenger RNA, 6610 nt
Organism: Oncorhynchus mykiss (rainbow trout)
Lineage: Eukaryota; Metazoa; Chordata; Actinopteri; Salmoniformes; Salmonidae
Source: RefSeq, a predicted model, not a curated record